Chlorocebus sabaeus (green monkey) is the source of this 402-nucleotide messenger RNA. Lineage: Eukaryota; Metazoa; Chordata; Mammalia; Primates; Cercopithecidae. The record is from RefSeq and is a predicted model, not a curated record.
AUGGUGGACUACUACGAGGUGCUGGGCGUGCCCCGGCAGGCCUCGACCGAGGCCAUCAAACACCGCAAGCUGGCACUCAAGUGGCACCGGACAAAACCCGAGAACAAGGAGGAAGCAGAAAGGAGAUUCAAGCAGGUGGCGAGGGCUCGAGUGUUGUCGGACGCCAAGAAGCUGUGAUGUGUCGGCCGUUAUGGCGGCGGGGCGGAGGAGUAGCUGCGUGGCAUUCGAGACCUUGAGCACAUCUUCAGCUUCCGCGACCGGUCGAGGUCUUCAGGGGAGUUCUUCGGUGGCCAGGACCCAUUCUCCUUUGACCUCUAAACCCAACUGGAAAAUAUUUUGGGAGGUCGGAGGAACUCGAGAAAUAGAAACGGAGGGUCUGCACCUUUUCUCUGCCUUCAGUGA